Molecule: messenger RNA, 1591 nt
Organism: Salpingoeca rosetta
Lineage: Eukaryota; Choanoflagellata; Craspedida; Salpingoecidae
Exons: 9
Coding region: 131-1351 (406 amino acids)
Source: RefSeq, a predicted model, not a curated record
UUGUGGCGUUGUUUGUGUUUGUGUUUGUGGGCGCAACAGCACUGAAGCAGCAGUUCGCUGACUCAGCAGAAUUUCACUGCCACACACACACACACGCAACAGCAAAGCAGAGGCAGAGGCAGAGGAAGAGAUGGCUGGUUGUAGUGUGCUUGCGAUGCGGAGGGCGGUGGUCGGCCAUGCUGGCUGGCGGCGUGUGGGCCUGCUGGGCCAUGCGCGUGUUGUGACCUCGCGGGGCGUGAAGAUGGCAGCGAGCGACACAGAGCCGCCGAAGGAGAACGACGCUGAGGACGAGUCAGCAACAAAGGUGCCGACAAAAGGCGGCUCCACCGUUACUUCCAUCUCCAAAGGACUGGGCCGUCUCAUCUUCUCUUCCUCCACUGCAAAGGCCGAGAUGGAGGUGGUUGCCAACGGUCUUGGAUCGCUCGUGCACAUCUUCUUUCCCCAGCACAGCUACAUCAAAGUCCGCCCAGGCACUCUGAUUGCGCACUCUGGCGCCCUCAAGACGCACACAUCGUACCUGCAAAACCCGUUCAAGUCUGCCGCCCGCAAGCUUGGUGGCGGCCCCUUUGCGCUCGUCACUGUCGCGGCAUCUGGGGUGGAGGGCGACUGUCUCGUCUCGCCAGAGGGCCUUGGCGACGUUGCCAUUCUCGGCCUCGACGGGUCCAGGUCGUACUGCAUCAGCAACAAGAGCUUUCUUGCGUCAACGUCCAACCUCUCACUCGGGCUGAGCUUCGUCUCGGACAUCAACCCAGUGCUUGGACGCAUGUACAUGAAAGUGUCUGGCACUGGUGACCUCGCCAUCACUGCACGCGGCGGUCUCUUCAGACUCGUUCUCGAGCCCGGCGAGAAAUAUCUCGCAUCCGCAAAGCAUCUUGUUGCGUGGGAUUCAAGCAUGCAUCCAAAGUUCCAGGACACGACGGAGCCUGGCCAGCAGCGAUCUCUCUUCUCACGCAUGACUGCACCGCUUCGCUCACUCUUCCAAGGAAAGCGGACAAUGUGUGAACUGCACGGACCGGGCGAUUUUUAUCUGACGUCACGCCUCGACGCAUUCAGGCCAACACGGCGAUUUGGGCUGCCCUCUGUUUUUGGAUCGCGAAGUGACGAUGCAGGCAGUGAGCCACGCGUCAUCACUGUCACUCAGACGCCAAUGCCUGGCGACGUACACAAGUCAUCGGAGGUGACAAAGGUCAACUUCACCCCUGACCAGAGCCAGCAGAGGGAGAGCAACGCGGACACAGCUCAGACAGCAGAAAAGGAGGACAAACAGCAGCAGGAGAAGAAGCAUGCACAGGAGGAAGAGGUUGAGGGAGAGACAGACAAGCCCAAGAAGCCGUGGUACAAGUUCUGGUGAUGCGGCAACGCUGCUGCUGCUGCUGCUGUUACUUCUGUGAAUGCAAACUGGUUGAUUGUCAUGACUUUGUCUUGGCCAUCGUCGUGCGUUGAAAUGGCAGCGUGUGCGAUGGGGUGUGUGCGAUGGGGUGUGUAGUGCGUGCGAUGUGGGGGUUCUAGUUGACAUUUGUUGCGGACCAACACGUGUUGAGGUGAUGUGAAAUGAAUGAACUGGGGACAGUAAACCAACAAACAACAUGCA